UAUUGACAAUGUAAAUUAUUAUUGAUUAAUUUGAGAACAAACAUUUUGAGAACAAAACAUACGAACAGUAAUCAUAUACAUAUUUAAAUGCUGUACUGGAUGCUGGUCUUCCCAGAAUUAGGAAAUUAGUUGCGACCUUUACGACUUCUGAAUGAAAUAGCCGAGUAGUAACAUUGAGGAUUUGACCAUGUGAUGUUUUCUUUUUCAAACGUCCACUGUACUGCCAGUGCGCAGUUCUUCUAGCCCCAGUCGCAAUUUUAUACUUCUUUAUCAUUGACUAUUUUAUCGGUGAGUUAUAACCAUACAUAGUUAGUUAGCUGACCUCUUAACGUCAGGUAAAACAAGAAACUCACGUCAUUGUGAUGAUUACACACAUGAUUGGCUAGCCAGCUGAGCUAACUAUCGAUACCAGCCUUUACACGAGCUAGGUAGACAAACAACAUGGACAAAACACCAACUCCAGAAUCAUCUUCAGGGGCAUCCAAUAGGGGUUUCAGUUUAUUUGGCAGAACUUCAACGGAAUAUUCUAACACUGAACUCGCUGGGGUGCCAUUGACUGGUAUGAGCCCCAUCUCUCCAUAUCUGAAUGUGGAUCCUCGAUAUCUUAUACAAGACAGUGAUGAGUUCAUUUUACCCACUGGGGCCAACAAGACCAGAGGUCGGUUUGAAUUGGCCUUUUUCACUAUUGGAAGCUGUUGUAUCACAGGUGCUGUUCUUGGAUCUCUAAAUGGCCUGCGUAUGGGUCUGUCAGAGACCAGACAGAUGGCAUGGUCGAAGCCACGGAAUGUGCAGAUCUUGAACAUGGUGACGCGUCAGGGAGCAACAUGGGCCAACACACUUGGUUCAGUGGCUCUUUUGUACAGCGUGUUUGGAGUGGUCAUGGAGAAGGCUCGUGGAGCCGAGGAUGAUGUCAACACGGUGGUUGCCGGGACGAUGACGGGCAUGCUGUACAAGUCUCCAGGGGGUCUCCGCGGAGCGGCGAGAGGAGGCCUGGCUGGCCUGGCCCUGUCAGGACUCUAUGCCCUCUACACCAACUGGGACCACCUGAAGGGCAACUCUCCCACCCGCUACUAAUCAGAUGCUUUGCUCCCACACUGGCAGACCAGCCAGUCCACAUACUAAACCUGGGGAUUCCCCUGGAUAUUUCUGUGCUUGUAUGCAUAGUCAAUAUACUGAUACUUAGAAGGCAUCGCUUCCCAUUUUAAUACCUCUUCUCUCAUUAUAUUCUCUUGGGCAUAAGUGGCUCGCCAAGAUUGCACUAAAGAGAGCAUAGGAAGAGUGGUGGAACGAUAUGUAUUGCUUAAGUGUUUGUUUAUACUGUAAGCUGAGUUAGUGGCACAUUUAUAUCAGUAUGUUAUCACUUGAGACGUGGUUGACAGCUUCUUAUGGUCAUCAGGAUCACAUUCCAUGUUUGUGUCUUGUGUCUUUUGAGCCAUAGGUUCGCUUUGUGAUUUAUGUUACUAUGCUUUAUUGUUUCAAAGAUGGUGUCAUCAGAGCCAAGGAGUUCUUCUAGUACCAAGUAACCUAGUCCCCCUGAUGAUACUCUUGAUCCUGGCUGUUAAUGUAUAUAAGCAUACUAGCCACAUGUCAUUCAUAAAUGAUUGUACUUGAAACAAAUACAAUUGGAUUCAAAUAAAAGUUUUUACUUUCUCAUCCUUCAAAUGUCAUCCCAGUAUCAAUGAUGUCAACAGACUGAGGGAGUAGAGUCACUGACAUUAUCAGUUGUAU
This is a messenger RNA of Osmerus eperlanus (European smelt), 1728 nucleotides long. It is a transcript of the gene timm23b, whose product is annotated as translocase of inner mitochondrial membrane 23 homolog b (yeast). Bases 442 to 1074 code for a protein of 210 amino acids. The transcript is spliced from 7 exons. Gene Ontology annotation, cellular component: mitochondrial inner membrane; TIM23 mitochondrial import inner membrane translocase complex. Lineage: Eukaryota; Metazoa; Chordata; Actinopteri; Osmeriformes; Osmeridae. The record is from RefSeq and is a predicted model, not a curated record. Gene Ontology annotation, biological process: protein import into mitochondrial matrix. Gene Ontology annotation, molecular function: transmembrane protein transporter activity.